Messenger RNA from Thalassophryne amazonica, 2597 nucleotides. RefSeq names its product heat shock protein 12B (gene hspa12b). The record is from RefSeq and is a predicted model, not a curated record. NCBI's taxonomy places the organism in Eukaryota, Metazoa, Chordata, Actinopteri, Batrachoidiformes, Batrachoididae.
CGUGACGGAAUGAAGCAAUCCUGGUCCUCCUCUUCCAGCAAUUUCCUGGAAGCAUCGCUCCCAAGAACUCCUGCUCCAACAGCUCCUCUUCCACCUGGGAGGAAAUGAAGAUCCACCACAUGAAGUGGUGCGAGACAAAUCAGAAAUGAAAAAAGCACUAAAGUAAGAGAGAGAAAGAAUAACAAGAAGUGUCAGUGAUGGCAGGAUCCAUAUGGGGCCUCUUGGUUUUUUUUUUUUUUGGGCAGCAAGGGGAGAAAUGCCAGCUGGAUUUCUUUCUGGAUCCUGUAAAGAUGGCUGAUGUUUUGCAGCCAGAACCCAACAGCCUGCAGAUACCAAGUGACAAUAUGCCGGCCCCUCCUUCUUCACCUGGCGCCACCAGAAAUGACUGCAGCAUCACACCCCUUACACCCUCGCCGUCACCUCGGGUGGAGAUCAGACCAAAGAUGGCCUGUGCGUUUUCAGUUGUCGUGGCGAUAGACUUUGGGACGACCUCCAGUGGCUACGCGUUCAGCUUCACGCAGGAUUCUGAUGUCAUACACAUGAUGAAGCGCUGGGAGGGCGGAGACCCUGGGGUGGCCAAUCAGAAGAGCCCGACGUGUUUGCUGCUGACCCCUGAUUUGCGUUUCCACAGUUUUGGGUUUACAGCGCGGGAUUUCUACCACGACCUGGAUCCUGAGGAGGCCCGACACUGGCUGUACUUCGAUAAGUUCAAGAUGAAGAUCCAUAGCACGAGUGAUCUCACCAUGGAGACGGAGCUGGAGGCAGUGAACGGUCGGAGGGUGAGGGCCAUUGAGGUGUUUGCUCACGCGCUGCGUUUCUUCAGGGAGCAUGCCCUGAAGGAAGUGAAGGAGCAAUCAUCAUCUAUGCUGGAAGAAGAAAUCAGAUGGGUGAUCACCGUCCCUGCUGUGUGGAGACAACCUGCCAAACAGUUCAUGAGAGAGGCCGCCUACCGGGCUGGCCUGGUAUCUCCCGAUUCCCCCGAGCAGCUCCUCAUCGCAUUAGAACCAGAGGCUGCGUCCAUUUACUGCCGUAAACUGCACCUCCAUCAGAUGAUUGACCUGAGCCUGCAGCCAAUCACAAAUGGCUUGGAUCUGGACGGGUCCCGCCCCUUCGACUCCAGCUUCAGACAAGCCCGGGAGCAGUUGAGACGAUCCAGACAUAGCAGGACCUUCCUGGUGGAGAGUGGAACCGGAGAGCUGUGGUCAGAACUGCAGACCGGGGACAGGUAUAUUGUCGCAGAUUGCGGCGGGGGUACAGUCGACCUGACCGUCCAUCAGAUCGAGCAGCUGCAGGGAACUCUUAAAGAACUUUACAAGGCUUCAGGUGGUCCGUACGGUGCUGUCGGAGUGGACCUGGCUUUUGAAGCCAUGCUGUGCCAGAUUUUUGGUGAGGACUUCAUCCAGAACUUCAAAACCAAGCGUCCGGCAGCCUGGGUGGACCUCACUAUCGCCUUUGAGGCAAGGAAACGGACUGUGGCACCAGGCAGAGCGAACGCCCUCAACAUCUCGCUGCCCUUCUCUUUUAUAGACUACUACAAGAGGCACAGGGGCCAGAGUGUGGAGGCCGCCCUGAGGAGGAGCAAUAUGAACAUAGUCAAGUGGUCAUCUCAGGGGAUGCUGCGGCUCAGCCAGGAGGCCAUGAACGAGCUCUUCCAGCCCACCAUCGUCAACAUCGUAAAACACAUUGAAGAGCUGAUGGUGAAGCCUGAGGUGCGCGGCGUGCGUUUUCUUUUCCUGGUCGGGGGUUUUGCAGAGUCUCCAAUGCUCCAAAGAGCGAUGCAGAAAGCGCUGGGGCGGUCGUGUCGCAUCAUCAUACCCCACGAUGUUGGUCUGACCAUACUGAAGGGUGCCGUACUUUUCGGGCUGGAUCCCACCGUGGUCCGAGUGCGCCGAUGCCCUCUGACUUACGGCGUCGGAGUCUUGAACCGAUUCGUGGAGGGACGCCACCCUACUGAUAAACUCCUCAUCAAAGAUGGUCGCGAGUGGUGCACAGACAUCCUCGACCGCUUCGUCUCCGUUGACCAAUCGGUGGCCCUCGGUGAAGUGGUGAGGCGGAGCUACACACCCGCUCGCCUGGGCCAGCGGAAGAUCAUCAUCAACAUCUACUGCAGCGCAACAGAUGACGUCACAUACAUCUCCGACCCUGGAGUCAGGAAAUGUGGAACGAUCACUUUGGACCUCCCAGAACAGUUACCGCUCACAGGAGCAGCGGGAGGAGCAUCAGGAGCAACAGAAGAGAGAAGGGAGAUCAGGGCAAUGAUGCAGUUUGGUGACACUGAGAUCAAAGUCACUGCUGUUGAUGUCAUGUCGAACCGCUCUGUCCGAGCCUCCAUAGACUUUUUAUCCAACUAAAAACAAUCUCAAUGAUGCUUCGUAGCUUUAAAAGCGGUACUUUGGGAGAUUGGCCCCAUACUGUUGAACGGAGAGGGCUGUUUUGAGUUCGGAACCGGCCUUCAGACUCUUGACUCCUGGCUUCGCUUUGUCACGUCACACCAUAUAAAAGCCAGCACAGGCAUUUCCUGCCCUUACAGUAUUCCAAGGAACACUUGUGUAAACUUGGAGACCUCAUGCACACAGACUGUGGACAAUUCUUCAAGC